AUGACCGCUCGCGUUCUCGCGGGCAACCCCUCAAUUCAACUUUCAGUUCUUGAGGGCUCUGAGCCUUUACCAAUCACCUCAUCACCAAUCCAUUUCAAUGAUGAAAUUGCUACAGCUUCAACCACUGCCUUCCGCCGGCUGAUCAGAGCUCUGAGCAAGAUGAGAUCUCAUCAUGAUGAUUCUGAAGAAGACUCUUUCAAACCCUCAGUCAGUGAUGAUCUUGAUUCUGAGGUCGCUGAAUGA
Histoplasma mississippiense is the source of this 243-nucleotide messenger RNA. RefSeq lists its product with no specific name. The coding region runs from base 1 to 243 and encodes 80 amino acids. The record is from RefSeq and is a predicted model, not a curated record. Lineage: Eukaryota; Fungi; Ascomycota; Eurotiomycetes; Onygenales; Ajellomycetaceae. The transcript is spliced from 2 exons.